Molecule: messenger RNA, 4297 nt
Organism: Anopheles stephensi (Asian malaria mosquito)
Lineage: Eukaryota; Metazoa; Arthropoda; Insecta; Diptera; Culicidae
Gene: Pex6
Product: peroxisome assembly factor 2
Exons: 2
Coding region: 155-2659 (834 amino acids)
Biological process (GO): protein import into peroxisome matrix
Cellular component (GO): peroxisomal membrane; cytosol
Molecular function (GO): ATP binding; ATP hydrolysis activity
Source: RefSeq, a predicted model, not a curated record
AUCAAGGUUUGUUUUUAUUCCGUUUAUGGAACGUUUCACGAGCAACACCGCGCUAGUUUUUGCACUAAUGAUGUUAGUUUUCGCCACCAAUCCCCGCACCAAGCUGUGAGUGAUAAAGUAAAAUAGUUUGCACCGGUUCCAUUGCCCCCGAAAAAUGGCAGAUAACCAAAUUAAACGAUGGCGCUUGCUGCUGUACAUCUCCCGCAUACGGUUUCCACGCUACCCGGCCUACUAUUUUCCCGUGUUUGUGUUGCUGCAAGGGUUCAAAAAGCUUCGGUCCGAGCUGAAACUUCGCUGCCUGGAUUUCUAUCUACAGCCCAUACCGAAUGUCCUUUUCGAACGGCUUCAGUCCGACCAGCUGGUGAACUCGGAACACACACUCUUCGUAUCACCCACAGUGUUCCGGGAGUACGUGGUGGAGCGAGAAAUUAAUUGGAUCAAUCUUGUCCUGAAGGUAGCUAAAUCAACGGAACCAACCGAAACGUUUGCUCAGCCGGACAAAAGUCUUGUGUCGAUCAUACUGAACAAGCAGGAUGUGUCGCUGCUCUGCCAGAUAGCACCCCAUCCGGCAGUGCCGCUCAAUGCACUGUGGGUCAAGGAAAACUUGGUCGAAAAUCUGAACGAACGGUACACCCGCCAUGGAGAACGAUACUGGGGCCGUUUGCAGCGUAUCACCGAAGGGCAGCAUCUGCCAGCGAUUGUCGCCAAAGCGAACAUCUUCAUCUACCAAACGCCGUACGACUUAAGUUCCGACAUGGUCGAUUUCAUCCUGGGACGAUACUUUGAAACGCCCCGCCUGCUCUACCGGAACCACACCUACCAGAUACCACUGACGGAGCGCUUUUUGGGCAACACGUUCUACACGAAAAAUUUCGCCACCCUAGCACACAUGAAGGCGCUUUGGUUUAAAUGCCUAAAUCUCGAUUCGACGGCCGGCGGAUUCGAGAUGAGUGGCAUCGUGCAGAAAAGCCUUACCACCCUCCAGCAAACGACGACGUACAAUAACUUCUUGCUUCCGGAACGGUUCGAUGGGUCGAACAUGCGGCCGAGCUGUCCGUUCGGGUUGCGCAAAUACUACGACUCGCUACGCUCGUCCCUGCAGGCGUACAUGAGGAUGGAAAACAACGGGUUGGUGCAAAACUCGAUUUAUCCCGUGUUUAUGCUGCGUGGCGAACGGGGCAUCGGGAAGCAGGCCGUGCUGCGCUCCGUCGCUAGUGCACUCGGUAUCCCGAUCUACUAUGCGGACUGUAGCGAAAUCAUGACCUCGAUCAGCUCCCAAACGGAAACGAAACUAAGCACGGCAUUUAACAAGGCAAAGGUUUGCGAACCGCUGAUUAUUUGUCUGGAAAACUUUGAAGUGUUCGGUGUGGACAACGAGGGCCACGAGGAUCAGCGGAUAACGGGCUCGUUUCAGGCGGAACUAUCCACCCUGUUCGGGCGCAACUAUUCCCAUCCGGUGGUGGUAGUGGCACUGGCAAACGUGAAAGAAUCCAACACACCCAAACUGACCUCACUGUUCCUGGAGGUGAUACAGCUCCAGCCUCCAACAACGCCCGAACGGUUGGAGCUUUUACGCUGGAUCGGUCUCGGCCACCGGUAUCGGCUUCCGUGCCGCCAGCUGCAAAAGAUCGCGGAUCAAAGCCAAGGUUUUACGCUGUCCGAUUUGGAGCUGCUGUACGGGAAUGCGCUGGAAACGUGGCGUCGUUCGAAGGAAACACGGCUGCAGGCGAAACAUUUCCUGCACUCGCUCGAAAGCAUGCAAGCCACCUUCUCGGACAGUCUCGGUGCACCGAAAGUGCCGAAGGUGCUGUGGUCGGAGAUUGGCGGGCUGGCGAAGCUGAAGUCGGAAAUACAAAACUCGAUCGGUUUGCCGUUACGCCACAAGCAUCUGAUGGGGAAAAAUAUGCGCCGCUCGGGCAUCCUGCUGUACGGGCCACCGGGCACCGGCAAGACGUUGAUUGCGAAAGCGGUCGCGACCGAGUGCAACUUAAGCUUCCUGUCCGUGCAGGGCCCGGAGCUGCUAAACAUGUACGUCGGCCAGAGCGAGCAGAACGUGCGGGAAGUGUUCGCCCGGGCAAGGACCGCUUCGCCGUGCGUGCUGUUUCUGGACGAGCUGGAUUCGUUGGCCCCGAACCGCGGGGUCAGUGGCGAUUCGGGCGGCGUUAUGGACCGUGUGGUUUCGCAAAUGCUCAGCGAGAUGGACGGCAUAUCGAAGGAUCCGGGCCGGCAGAUUUUCAUCCUGGCGGCCACGAAUCGGCCCGAUCUGAUCGAUCCUGCCCUGCUGCGACCGGGCCGGUUCGAUAAGCUGCUUUACGUAGGGCCGAGCUGUACCGUGGAGGACAAGGAAAGUGUGCUGCGUGCUGUGACCGGGCGAUUCCAGCUAGCCGCGAACCUCACGCUGCGAAAGAUCGCCGAACGCUUGCAGCAGGAUAUGACCGGUGCGGAUAUGUACUCGAUCGGCUCGAACGCUUGGCUGAGUGCGGUACGGCGCACGGUAAAGGAAGCGAUUGCAGGAGAUUCCAUCAAUGAGGGUCUCAGUGCGGAACAGGUGAUCGUGACGGAGGAUGAUUUCAAGCAAGCGAUUAAAAAGUUCAUCCCCUCCAUCAGCCCGGCCGAUAUGGCGUACUUUAAUCAGUUGAAGGGCAACUUUAGCGUAUGAAUUGGCGGAGAAAACACGCACACAGGUAACGGGUUUAAGGGAAGCCGGGAAGGAGGAGAGUGGUGAUGGGAAUGGGAGGAGGGGUUUUGUGUUCAUUGUGCAGGAACACGUUUGUUGAUUAAUUUUACGUACGGAUUAAAGACGCGAAGAUGCGUCAUACGUUCGAAAGGAAUGAUGUACGGACCGCAGGAAGAACAUCUUGAUGACAUACGACUAACACCGACAUCAGGAUGCCUUGUCCUCGUACACCGAUACUAGAAUAUUUCAGUUCGGAGAGCAGCCGACAAAUGAAAGUGGAUGGAGCCGUGUGUAAAUAACGCCGCUGUGUGAUUUUGUCUAUUUCAAGCGACCACUUCGUCUGAAGAGCCUCGUUUUCCAAGUGUUUUCGCCAAUGGAUGGUUCUUGAAGGGCUCUAAAUCUUUAAAAUCCCAUAACCUCCCAAAAGGCUUCCUCGUGUUGAGGACAUUCAUUAUCACAGGGGCUUUGUCCUCCAAGGUACCUUAUGGUAUCCUUGAAUACCAAGUUGAGUCUACCAACAGAGCUUGUAGUCGUAAGAGUCCCAGGGCUGGCGAUUUAAGAGACAUACUUGCGAAAAAGGCUUCAUCCACUUGUAGAACUUUCCGACGAAGGAGAGCCUUGACGUAUAUGAGUCUCAAAAGGAUGAGACCGUUGACUCUUAGUGCAGUGUGCAGUGAAGCAGAACAAUCCACAAACGAGACUCGGUUACACUGUUUUGGUUCCACUUAUCACUAGCAAACCGUGACUUUAUUUCGCAAAACAAACAAAACUCUCGUGAUGAAUGUCAGUUACAUUUCUUUCGUGCGCUUUUUGACCCCCCCCCCCCCUCCCCCUUCCUUUCGACCGUGGUCCUUUUUUGUUUCCUCGAUGCUCAAUCCGUGCAGAGCAAAGGAUAACGAACACUAAAGCUAGAAGAUUGGCUGCUGCGCGUAUUCACAGUCUUCGUGUUAAAAUGGUUAAUGUAUCAAAAUUGAAAACCAUGAUUUGAUCCAUUGAACGAUUUGUGUGAUUUAAGGGGGCAGGAGGAGAAGGAUGUUCUUCUUUGAGUAUGAUUUCGUACAAAACGCUAGCGAUCUCCAGCGAUUACGGAUGAAGCGGAUGGGUUUGAGAUUUCGCGCACUGGUAGAAGGGGCAAUCGCCGGCAGAUGUUUCGAGUUCUUGAGUCUUCCGUAGGAUUAUCACUAUCGGGGCAGCAGGACGUGCACACGAAAGGUGGUUUGUAGAAGUAGAAUCGACUAUAUUAAAUUUACAAAACAAAACUACAAUUAAGCGAAAAAAUCGUUAAAAGAAGCAGGGAAAGUACAGUUGCAAAAUUGUAUAGAAUAGGAGAGAAAAAAACAACCGAAUGUAGCAAGUAUUGGAAAGCAUAAAUGCAAAACGCACGCUUACAUGGACACAGCGGGUUUGCUGACGAUGGGGGUUCGGGCGUAGGGCCCUUCUUGAGCAGGACCAGAUCCUGAAAGUUUUAUCGCUCAAGCUAUGCAUGUACAUACUCGUCAAUGAACCACAUCAAAUCGGGGCUGGAGGGUUGUCAACCCCCCCCCCCCUAACAACAAAGACACGUUGCAAUAGUCUAGUUUGCCUUAGCGCAGACAAACGAGCCAGCAAACAGAAAAAAAA